AUGUCCCCUGAGACGCCAACUAGACCCUGGCAACGGGUUGCCGCCGACCUUUUCGAGCUCGCAGGAAAGACUAAUCUAGUGACCUCGGAUUAUUACAACGAUUUCUUUGAGCUCGCCCACUUGAAAUCUCCUUCGUCAGUAUGUGUCCUCAGAGAGUUAAAGGCUCAUUUUGCGCGCCAUGGCAUACCUGAGCAACUGGUGACUGAUAACGGUUCACAAUUUACAUCACGUGACUUCCUGAGGUUCGCGAAAGAAUGGGAUUUUGAACAUCUCACUAGCAGCCCAUAUCACAGUUACGGUAACGGUAAAGCAGAGAGUCCAGUGAAGGAAGCUAAGAAGAUUCUCAGAAAGUGCAGAUCGAGUGGAUGGGAUGCAUUUCCUGAGCCUUACUCGAUCACCGCAACACCCCACCUGCCAGUAUCCAAGUCAGUCCAGCACAGCGUCUUUUCAACAGGAGGACGAGAAGUCUUUUACCGAUGA
Stylophora pistillata is the source of this 480-nucleotide messenger RNA. RefSeq lists its product as uncharacterized. Lineage: Eukaryota; Metazoa; Cnidaria; Anthozoa; Scleractinia; Pocilloporidae. The record is from RefSeq and is a predicted model, not a curated record.